CAUAUUCAAAGAAACUCAAUUCUUUCCCACCUUAUAGAGUCUCAAAUCAAAUCUACACAUUUCUCUAGUAAAACAAAACAUAACCCAGAUUUCUUCCUUACAUAGUUUUAUGUCUUGUCUUGUUUCUUACAUUAGAUAAAACAAAACCAUAUCUCUAUAUGGAUUCUUCAACUAAAGCUACAACCUUUUUCCAUGUCUUCAAUCAAAUCUAGUUUCAUUUCUUCAAAAAGUUCCAAUCUUUUUUGUGACCCUUCAACAUGGGAAGAACUUUUCUACCAUAUAAAGAUGAAACCUUUAUGCCUCCAUUACCACAGCCACCUUAUUCUUUUCAUUUUCAUCCCAACCCAUCACCAUUUCCACCCAUCACAGUUUCAUCUCUUCGAUCUGACAAUUUCAGUUCAAAUGAUAAAUCCUUGAAGGUUAGUCCAAGUAUUCUCCUAAUAAUCAUCAUUCUAGCCAUAGUUUUCUUCGUUUCUGGUUUGCUUCAUCUCUUAGUGAGGUUCCUAUGGAGGCCUCAGGAUAGAGACAGUGAGGAUUUGGAUGAUGUUACUGCUCUUCAAGGGCAGUUGCAGCAGCUUUUUCAUCUUCAUGAUGCUGGUGUUGACCAGUCUUUCAUUGAUACUACUCUUCCUGUGUUUCUUUAUAAGGCUAUUAUUGGAUUGAAGAACCCUUUUGAUUGUGCUGUUUGUUUGUGUGAAUUUGAGCUUGAAGAUAAGCUUAGGUUGUUGCCCAAAUGUAGUCAUGCUUUUCAUAUGGACUGUAUUGAUACUUGGCUUUUGUCUCAUUCUACUUGUCCUCUUUGUAGAGCUAACUUGCUUCAUGAUUUCAACACAAACAGUAAUUGUUCACCUAUUGUUCUUGUUCUAGAAUCUGGUAGUGAUAGUUCUAGGGAAAUUGUUCCAGAAAGAGAUACUGUUACCGUUACCGCUACCGCUACCGCUACUGCUAUAGGUUCAGAUAGUGUUCUUGGUAGGACUAGUUCUGUUAUUUCAACGAAUUCGGUUCUUGGUUAUCGCGGAGACAGUGAAUUCGGAGGUGAUUCGGCUUCGGUUGAAAACCUUCCUAAGCUGAAUGUUGGUGUGGAGAAAGUUGUGACUGUUAAGCUUGGGAAGUAUAGGAAUGUUGAUGGUGUUGGUGGUGGUGGAGGAGGGGAAGGAAGUAGUAGCAACAAUGUGGAUGAUAGGAGGUGUUUUUCUAUGGGUUCGUUUGCGUAUAUUAUGGACGAAACAUCUUCGUUGCAGGUACCGAUUAGAACUCCGAUGAAGACGAAAUCGAGUAAGAAGAAAACUGUUUUGCCUUUGAUUCCAGGUCAUAGGCCUGCAAUGUCGGAAUGUGAUUGCGAAUCAAGGAGAGAGUUCAAGUUUACAAGCUUUGAUUCAACUAGAGGAGUAGUUGAUGAUUUUGCAGGUAUUGGAAAGAGUCGAAAAGAGAGUUUUUCUAUAUCGAAGAUUUGGCUAAGAGGGAAAAAAGAUAAGACUAAUGGUGAUGCUGCGGAUUCAUCUCGAAGAACUGUUUCAUUUCGGUUUCCAUUACAAAGUAAUGAUGAUUUGAAGGGUAAGAGUUUGAGGUUUCAUGCAAGGAGUGCAGUUUCUGAGAUGGAUUUUGGAGGAAGUGAAUUUGGUGGUUAUGAUGAAGAGAAUCAAAGUUGUUAUAGUAUGGAUUCGUCUCAAGCUAGAGCACCUUCUUUUGCUAGAAGGACUUUGCUUUGGCUUACUGGAAAACAGAAUAAGGUUGUUCAUUCUUCAACUGCUUCUGCUUCUACUUCUACACUUUAGUUUUUUUGAAUCAUUCUUAAUUUAUCUUACAAUUCUAGAAUAUAGAUUUAUUUAUCAAAGUAUAUUUUUAGUGGUAGAAAAGUGGAGGAGAAAAAAAGGAUGAGUUUGUGGGAUUUGAAUUUUGAAUACAUUGUUUCUGCAUGAAUUUGUUGAUGUCCAUUGAAUAUGUGUUCACCUUAGUGGAGAUGAAAAAUCUGUUAAGAGAUUCA
This is a messenger RNA of Vicia villosa (hairy vetch), 1984 nucleotides long. Its product is annotated as RING-H2 finger protein ATL13. The record is from RefSeq and is a predicted model, not a curated record. The transcript has a single exon. NCBI's taxonomy places the organism in Eukaryota, Viridiplantae, Streptophyta, Magnoliopsida, Fabales, Fabaceae. The coding region runs from base 258 to 1775 and encodes 505 amino acids.